This is a messenger RNA of Orcinus orca (killer whale), 387 nucleotides long. RefSeq names its product transmembrane protein 213 (gene TMEM213). NCBI's taxonomy places the organism in Eukaryota, Metazoa, Chordata, Mammalia, Artiodactyla, Delphinidae. The record is from RefSeq and is a predicted model, not a curated record. The coding region runs from base 1 to 387 and encodes 128 amino acids. The transcript has 3 exons.
AUGGCAGGCGGCCCUCAGCUCGCCUCUGCGGGGACCGUGAUCACAGAAGCCUCCCUCCUCAGCAUGAAGCACCUCAACUCUGCGCCCUGGGCCGCCCUGGUCCUCAGCCUGGCCUUUGCCUCUUUCCACCCGGCUUGCUUGGCAGAAGCCAGCGGCAGCAGCAACUCAACCUUGACUGUCCACCAUCCAGGCCUUGAGACCCUGGAGCAGUGCCCCAAUGUCGACUUCUGCCCACAAGCAGCCCGGUGUUGCCACACCGGAGUGGAUGAAUACGGCUGGAUCGCGGCUGCUGUUGGUUGGAGUCUCUUGUUUCUCACCCUCAUCCUGCUCUGUGUGGACAAACUGAUGAAGCUGACUCCAGAUGAGCCCAAGGACUUGCAAGCAUGA